Molecule: messenger RNA, 912 nt
Organism: Mercenaria mercenaria
Lineage: Eukaryota; Metazoa; Mollusca; Bivalvia; Venerida; Veneridae
Product: neuronal acetylcholine receptor subunit beta-3-like
Exons: 1
Coding region: 136-774 (212 amino acids)
Biological process (GO): signal transduction; chemical synaptic transmission; regulation of membrane potential
Cellular component (GO): neuron projection; membrane; synapse
Molecular function (GO): extracellular ligand-gated monoatomic ion channel activity; neurotransmitter receptor activity; transmembrane signaling receptor activity
Source: RefSeq, a predicted model, not a curated record
AUUAAUUGAAGUAAAUGGUGAAAAUAUGUUUAUCUAAUUGAUUCAACAAAUUGAUUUCUCACAAUAGGAUCGUUAUUUAAACAUACCACAGUAAUAUCACUACACUGUUUACUUCUUCGAUCAACAGUUUUCAAAAUGGAUUUAAAACGUCAGUUUAUUUUUACAGCAGUGCUAUUACUUACUUGUAUAAUUUUUGGGACUGUCUCAAGUCAAACCUAUGAAAAUGCGACUAAUUUAAGGUCAGCUCUGUUGUCUAACUAUCAUAAAGAUGUUCGACCAAUGAACAAUCAGUCUGAUAUAUUACAUGUUAACGUGACACUGGAUUUAUUUGGAAUACCUGAGGUGGAUGACGUCAAAGGUGUCAUAACCAUUACUGUAGCGACACAAUGUGUGUGGAUAGAUGAGCGCAUGACAUGGAACCCCUCUGACUACGGUGGUAUUUCUAAAAUACCAAUUCUUAUAAGCGAAAUUUGGACACCUUCCAUAUCACUGGGAACACCAGUCGAAUUUGCAACAAUGGGCUCGUCAAACAACCAUGUUAUAUUCUAUGCUAAUGGUCUUGCUGUUUUUUAUCCAGGAGCUGUCGUGAAAAGUUCGUGUGGAUUUAAUAUGAAAUUUUGGCCGUUCGAUAAACAGGUAUGUGAAGUUGGAUUCUUUCCAUUGGACUAUGGAAUUGAUCAAGUUUUUUUUUUCAAUUCCUCUUGGGGUGAGAACAACUUCCUACACUCCAAACACAGAAUGGACGCUCGAGAAAACGGAACAUUACGUCUCUAACGGAAUUGGAUUUUCAAUGGCAUAUUUUAGAUUUAAAUUGAAAAGACAAUCGCUUUUCUACGUACUAACAAUUAUUUUGCCUAUAAAUGGAAUUGCAGGACUGACUUGUCUUGUUUUUCUUCUACCAAGCGAAUCCGG